Danaus chrysippus (African queen) is the source of this 1890-nucleotide messenger RNA. NCBI's taxonomy places the organism in Eukaryota, Metazoa, Arthropoda, Insecta, Lepidoptera, Nymphalidae. The record is from the annotation of a GenBank genome assembly.
AUGGAUAAAGAGGUUGUGUUGACUAGACGUCGUUCUAGCAUAUUCUCUUUGCUGAAAAAGCAGAAGAAACUCUCGCGGCAAUUGUCCGAACCGGUGCAAGUUAGGAAGUUUUCCGUGGAUUCGGCUAUCAAAGAUCGUAGAUUGGAUGCAUUGAUACUAGCCAGUGAUGAACUAGCUGGUGCUGCAUCCGACACUGACAGCGAAGAGCCUGGCAUGCAAGACACUCAGGUGAGGGACGACGUGGUCAGAAAACAGGAUAUCCUGGAAAGAAUUAACAGCCUCUACGUGGAGGACCCGGAUAGAGAAAUCGGCGUGGCUGGUGAAUUGGUUGAGGAAGUAGCCGAAGAAAACAAAUCUUUGCUAUGGUUUCUGUUGAAACAAGUCCGGCCCGGUAUGGACCUGUCAAAAGUCGUCCUACCCACAUUCAUAUUGGAACCGAGGUCCUUUCUGGACAAACUAUCGGACAAUUACUAUCACGCCGAUUUAUUGAGUCAGGCCCAUUCUACGGAGGAUCCUUACCAGAGGUUUAAGUGUGUGUUGAAGUGGUACCUAUCGGGUUUGUACCGGAAACCAAAGGGUCUGAAGAAGCCUUACAACCCGGUGCUUGGAGAGACGUUCAGAUGCUGCUGGCGACAUAGGAACAGUGAUACAUACACUUAUUAUAUAGCUGAACAGGUUUCCCAUCACCCUCCCGUAUCAGCUUUCUACGUUUCCAACAGGAAAGAUGGUUUUGUUAUCGAAGGAAGUCUCCUGGCAAGGUCCAAAUUCUAUGGUAACUCAACAUCCGCUAUACUAGAAGGCUGUGCUCGAAUACAUUUACUGAAUUGGGGCGAGACUUACAUCACGACCGCGCCCUACGCGCACUGUAAGGGACUUGUGAUCGGGACACUAAGUAUGGAGCUCGGGGGAAAGGUGCAUAUUAUAUGUCAGGAGACCGGAUACCAAGCGGAUGUGGAGUUCAAAUUACGAUCGUUCCUGGGUGGAGCUGAUCAAACGAACGCUAUAUCCGGGAGGAUAAAGAAAGGAAAGGAAACUGUCGCGACUGUCGAUGGAUAUUGGGACGGACGGAUAGACAUUAAGGACAAGCGGAGCGGGGAAGAAAGUAAUCUACUCGACGUGUCUAUACUAAAGGAUCAGCGACUACCACGAUACUUGGUGAGGCUCGAUAAACAAGGAGAGUGGGAAUCGCAAAGACUCUGGAGCAAAGUGUCUGAAGCUAUACAUCAUGAAGACCAGGUGGUAGCGACAGAAGAAAAGACAAUAAUAGAAGAGGCUCAGCGGGCCCGCGCUAGAAAUGUUACAGUAGUGUGGAGCCCGCGACUCUUCACGAGAGGGAACUGGGAUGUACCUGAUGGAAUAACAGACCAGGGUUGGAAAUACUGCCACUCAAAUACAAGUCCCUGGCAGCCAGAAGAAGUGAUGGAAUAUGAAGAAGAAUAUGUGAUAACUUCUCUGAAGAAUGUGGCGAGAAGCAGUGACCCUCGUCUUAGAGAGAUAGUGACUCGAUCAGAUUCUGACAGUAGAGAUGAAAUAGCUAGGAGGACGAAGGCUACUGCGGCUCGUACAUCCGGUGAGUCUAGACUGCGUGAGACUCGCCGCUCAGACUCGGACAGCCACGACGAUCUGGCGAGACGGUCUAAGACGUCCACACGCAGUCUCAAACAGACGUUGUCAAGUAUAGACUCGACCAUUAAAGAUCAGACUCUAGCUAUAGAUAGACUCACGAGGAUUGUGGAGAACAUUAGUGAGGGGCAGAGGGCGAACGCCCACAGGCAGCAGAACCUGGGGCGAAGCCCUACGACCUCCCACUCGUGGGAUCUAUUCGGGGGCUUCGUGCUGGCCAUGGUGUUGCAAUCACUACUCAACUGGAUAUUCUAUCACAAAGACUGA